UUGCCGCCGCUGCACCGCGGGCGUGGCCGGCACCGAGCAGGCGGGGCCGUGGCGGCCGCACCGCGCCUGCGCCGGCGGAAGAGCGGCUGCUUCCUGCGCGGGCGGCCGCAGCCUUCCCAUCCCGGCAUGGCCGGAGGGUUCCUGCUGGAGAUCAGGCGGAGGACGCAGAGCGCGUUGCUGGUUAUCCGCGGGGCGGACCUCCCCAGCGCGCCGGUGGAUGUCACGGUGGCCGCGGACCGGCUGGAAGUGAGCAGCGGCGGGAGCUGCGAGGCGGCGGCGCUACCGGCAGGGGUCAGGCUGGCCCCGUCCUCCUGCCGCGGCCUGCGCCACCUCCCGGGCGACGGCCUCCACCUGCGCAUGCGCCUCAGCCGCCCGCCGCCGAGCGCCGAUUCAGUUUUCACUUUGAGGGAAAGUCUGAAACCCCAGAGGAAUUAUGUUUUUUACUGUCAAUCCUGUGGUGACAUCAUAGUAAAAGACCGGAAAUUUCUGAGAGUUCUUCCUCUGCCAAGUGAAAACUGGAGUGCUUUAGUUGAAGAGUGGUGUUGUCACCCUAACCCUUUUGCCAGAAGCACUUUGCACCCUCAGCAUGCUGACUGUUUUCUUGGAGAUACAUUUUUUUUGUUGAAUUCAGGAAAUGAAUCGCAUGUGCCUGAAUCUCCUGUGUGCUGCUCAGAGGCUGGGCAUCAUGCUUCUGAGAGUGGCUCCAACUUGAAAUCAAAGGAAAAUACCAGAGUAAUUUGUAAGCGCUGCAAGACAAUGCUGGGAGAGACAGUAUCAGCAGAUACCAUUAAAUACUAUGUCACUGAAGUGAUCAUUCAGCCAUCUGAGGGGAGUUUCACCACAACACCAAGGUCUCAAUUUGUGCAGAGCAUGGUUGCUCAGUGUCUUGUGGAACUGUCCUCUGCUAAAAGCACAUUUAGAUUCACCAUAGAAGGGGAUGAUGGAAAAAUCUAUAUUCUGAUAUGGCUUUUAAAUUCUGACACAUUGCUGGUGGAGUCAGCAGGAAGUUCCUCUUCCCACAGUGUUUUUACACUAUUUGGAGAUAUUUCCAUGCCUAGCUCUGGACCAGUGGGGACCUGGAAUGCUGUCAAAGUCCUUUACCAGCCGUGCAUUAAAAGCAGGAAUAAGGACCUUGCUGAUACGUGGGAAAAUGACAUUGGAGUUCACCCUUUAAAGUUUCCAUCGGAAACGUGUUUGGAAUUACUGCUGAUACUGGCUUUGAGUACCACCUCUCUGCCACCUUCACUUCGAUGCAUGAACUCUUUUCAGGUUGCCUUUUUGAAGAUGUGAAGAACUCAGAUUCCUGUGUGACAAAUGAUCCUCAAAUUCAUUUUCAGCAGAAAUGUACAGACAACUUCCAAUGGUUUCACUUCUAGAAAAAAAAUCCACUACCUAUACAAAACAAAAUGGGGAUGUGGUGUGUUAAUUGGAUAUGUUUCAAAACCAAAGACAGAGAGUUAACUUUUGCAUCUAGUAAAUUCUUAGACAUCAUUCUAAGAGUGACUUACCUGUCAGUCCUGUCAGAUCCAGCUGGGAUGACUGUUAUUGUCUCUUCAUCACCAAAAAGAAAAUACCUAUGUAUCUUAGUACUACCUUUAUCAGGCAGGGUUUGAAAAUGACCUAUGUGUCCUUAGGAAAAUUCACCACUGGUAGCAAAAAGAGGUUUUAAAAGACUUAGUGUUAUGGAUACUAAGGCAAGUUCUUUACUUUCUUUGUUCUGGUAAAGUUAGAGGUCCAGCUUUAAAAUAUAAAAUCUGUUUAUUGUCUAACUUUUAUGUUUAUCAUGUAUGUUGUUUCCAUAUUAAGGUUUACCUUCCCUCUUGGGAGAGAAGGAAGACAGCUUCUGUAUUCCUACACCUCAUGGAGUUUUUUAAAAAAAUUAUAAUAUUUUGGAAAAUUAAGGUUUCACGGUUACUUGGAAUAAUUAUUCCUUCAAAUUCAAAUAAAAACCAUGUAUGUGAAGGCUGGCCUUGCAGAAACAGCUGGGAGUGAAAGAUGCUUGUAGCAAAUUAAUACAGCUACUCUAAAUUGUCGUUCUCAGUUGUGGAUGCUCAGCUGCCUUCCAUGGGAGUGAUGGUGCAUUUCUGUGGAACACAGAAGCUGUCAGCACUUUUAGUUUCAGAGUGGAUUGCUCACUUAGUUGACAGCAAAUUUUGCCUUCCCUUGUUCAAGGGAACAGUAUGGUAUAAGUGCAUAGGCUAAGGAACAGAAAAGAUGCCUCCUGUCGUUUUUGCCACAAUUCUUGCUCAUUGGGAUGGACUACUCUUGAGCUAAGAAGGAGGUGAUCCCUUCAUAUCAGCCAUCUCUCUUGGACCCCUCAUCCCUCCAGGGUCUUGUCCCGUAUCUGCCUAGCUUAUCUGCAGUUUUCCUUAAACAAAUCAGAGUCAGGCACUGGAAUGGUUGAUCUGACCUAGUGCGACAAUUCUUGUGUUCUCAAAAUGUAUACAAAAGGUUAAAAAAAAAUAAAAAUAGAGCUUGUUUGUGUAGGCUGGCUUUUUCAACGUCCAUAUUUAAACUCUUAAAAUAAAAAAAUGCUACCUGUAUUGGUUUUGCAUGGCAAGGUUUUGGUUGCAGGGGUGCUGCAGAAGUGUCUUCUAUGAAGAAGCUGCUAGAAGCUCUCACUAUGUCUGAUGGAGCCAGGCGGCUCCAAGGCAGACCCACUGCUGGCCAAGGCUGAGCCCUUCGGUGAUGGUGGUAGCACCUCUGGGAUAACAUAUUUAAGAGGGGGAAAGAAUAAGCUGCACAACAGCAAUUGCAGCCGGAGACAGGAGUGAGAAUAUGUGAGAGAAACAACUCUGCAGACACCAAGGUCAGUGCAGAAGGAGGGCAGGAGCUGCUCCAGGCACCAGAGCAGAGAAUCCCCGGCAGCCCAUGGUGAGGCCGGCUGUCCCCCUGCAGCCCAUAGAGGUCCUUGGUGGAGCAGAUACCCACUGCAGCCCCAGGAGGACCCCAUGCUGGAGCAGGGGGAUACUUGAAGGAGACUGCGACCCUGUGGGAGGCCCAGGCUGGAGCAGGUUUUGUGACAGGUCUUGUGACCCCAUAGGGGACCCAGCCUGGAGCAGUCUGUUCCUGAAGGACUGCAAGCAUGGAAGGAACCCACACUGGAGCAAUUCAUGAAGAACUGCAGCCUGUGGGAAGGACUCACAUUGGAGAAGUUCAUGGAGGACUGUCUAUCGUGGGAGAGACCCCGUGCUGGAGCAGGGAAGAGUGUGAGGAGUCCAUCUCUGAGAAAGGAGCAGCAGAGACAAUGUGUGAUGAACUGACCACAAGCCUCAUUCCCUGUCCCCCUGUGCUGCUCAGGGGGAGGAGGGAGAGAAAUUGGGAGAGUGAAAUUGGGCCUGGGACAAAGAUAGAGGUGGGAGAAAGUGUUUUAAGAUUUGGUUUUCUUUCUCAUUAUCCUCCUCAGAUUUGUUUGGUAAUAAAUUAAACUAAUUUCCCCAAGUCAAGUCUGUUUUGCCUGUGGUGGUAAUUGCUGAGUGAUCUCCCUGUCCUUAUCCCAAUCCAUAAGCCUUUAGUUGGAUUUUCUGUCCCCUGUCCAGCUGAGGGGAGUGAGAGAGCGGCUUUGGUGGAAACCUGCCAUCCAGCUGGGGUCACCCUGCCACUCUACCUUUUAGGAAAACAGAUGUAUUUUGGGAGAAUCUAUUCUGGAGGGAAUAUUAUUCUUAGAAGAGUUCUUUGAAAAUUCCUCAAUAUCAAGGAAAGUUAACAUGCUCUUUACCCAUUUGAUGAUUAAAUGAUGAUAACAUGAGAAGUGACCCUGCAAAGUGUUGAACACCUUCUCUGGGUUUUACACAUCCAAAACCAGGUAGCUGAGGCUUCCCAGCACCCAGUCUGGAUAUCAUCUUAUUUUUCAGUUAUUAUUUUAACUUUCAGUAUUCAAGGAAGAACAAAAAUUUUCUGAGUUUUGUAUUCAGGGACUAAAUUAUCUAGCUCUGGGAUAUUUUGUAUAUGCACCAAUGUUUAGUCAUUUUAUGAAUAAAAUAUAUUUUCUAAAUCA
Molecule: messenger RNA, 3997 nt
Organism: Columba livia (rock pigeon)
Lineage: Eukaryota; Metazoa; Chordata; Aves; Columbiformes; Columbidae
Gene: UBE3D
Product: ubiquitin protein ligase E3D
Exons: 10
Coding region: 127-1290 (387 amino acids)
Biological process (GO): protein monoubiquitination; protein autoubiquitination; proteasome-mediated ubiquitin-dependent protein catabolic process
Cellular component (GO): ubiquitin ligase complex; nucleus; cytosol
Molecular function (GO): ubiquitin protein ligase activity; cyclin binding; ubiquitin conjugating enzyme binding
Source: RefSeq, a predicted model, not a curated record